UGACCAACCACACAUGCUUCUCGGACCCUGUCCGCUUUCCUGUGUAUAGCACAAAGCUGUUCCCAGACUUGGGCCUUACUUCUUGCUCUAUUGCUAACUUGAAAUGCAGUCUUGAAUAAAUCAAUUUCCCUAUGACAAAUUUUUCAGAGCUUAAUGAUUCCAGCAUAUGGUCUAAGUCCACUUAAAACUCUAUAAAGUGUGCAGAAAUUAAUACCAGUGGCUUAAUGCAAGUGGAGGGUGGAAGCUAAGUUCCCACUAAAUUAGAUUGUAACCUGAUGCCUACACUCUGAAGCCUUUGAGUGUGGAAGAUCCAGCCACCAAUUCUCAAAUAUAUGUCUACAGGAGGAGUUCCAGCUAUUGCUUGGACUCUUUCUCUAAGCCUGAAGGACAGCCCUCAGCUACCCAAGGACAUCAGAAUGAGUGACAAUACCACUUUGGUACCUCCAGCUUCAAAUCAGGGUCCCACCACUCCUCGCAAAGGGCCCCCCAAGUUCAAGCAGAGGCAGACUCGCCAACUCAAGAGCAAGCCCCCUACGAAAGGUGUGAAAGGGUUUGGAGAUGACAUUCCAGGCAUGGAAGGGCUAGGGACAGAUAUCACGGUGAUCUGCCCCUGGGAGGCAUUCAGCCACCUGGAAUUGCAUGAGCUUGCUCAGUUUGGGAUCAUCUGAGGCAUCAGGGGUUCUGCCACUUUCAACAGCAUCUGCUGUAACUUUGAUUGCUUUUGCCCUGUUGAUUUUGCCCUACUGAGUCUUGAAACUUGGUCUUGUUCGGAAGUGGUUUCUUUGACUUACAGUCAUUUCCUGUAACUACUGAGAGCUCUCUGAAUGUCAAACUCUCUCCUACAGUAUAGUUUAGCUCAGAAGAAUGGGUGAAAAUCAACUUUAGUUAGGACAUUUUAAACUCGAUCACCUUUUCCUAUCAGCUAGUGAGAAGUAAUAAGUAUUGCUCUAAAAUUUGUUUAUUUAUUAAGUUGUUCAAAUCUGUUUUUGCUAGUAGUAGGCUUCAAAAAUAACAUGUCACUCUGCUUCCUUUCUCAUUUAAUAAAGAAGAUAUUUACUUUGACUCUUA
Phyllostomus discolor (pale spear-nosed bat) is the source of this 1068-nucleotide messenger RNA. It is a transcript of the gene PDE6H, whose product is annotated as phosphodiesterase 6H. Lineage: Eukaryota; Metazoa; Chordata; Mammalia; Chiroptera; Phyllostomidae. Gene Ontology annotation, molecular function: cGMP binding; 3',5'-cyclic-nucleotide phosphodiesterase activity. Gene Ontology annotation, cellular component: photoreceptor outer segment membrane. Gene Ontology annotation, biological process: positive regulation of epidermal growth factor receptor signaling pathway; positive regulation of G protein-coupled receptor signaling pathway; visual perception. The record is from RefSeq and is a predicted model, not a curated record.